Aspergillus ruber CBS 135680 is the source of this 1416-nucleotide messenger RNA. Its product is annotated as alpha-mannosyltransferase. Gene Ontology annotation, molecular function: alpha-1,2-mannosyltransferase activity. The transcript has 2 exons. Gene Ontology annotation, biological process: mannan biosynthetic process. The record is from RefSeq and is a predicted model, not a curated record. Bases 1 to 1416 code for a protein of 471 amino acids. NCBI's taxonomy places the organism in Eukaryota, Fungi, Ascomycota, Eurotiomycetes, Eurotiales, Aspergillaceae. Gene Ontology annotation, cellular component: Golgi apparatus.
AUGAACUACCGGGAUGCAAAUACACAAUUUGAACGGAAAAGUCUUCGUGACUGCCCUGUUCGUCAAGCGCAACUCCGAUAUGACCUCUACUCUCUACUCGAGAAAUACGCACCGCAAUGUCCUUCUCCGGAGUUAGGGCAUUCGGCCGGGAUGCCGCGAUUCGACGCGCUCGAUGACCUCCCGCGAAAGAAUUACAUCGAUAAUGCCGAUGAGCUGUUGCAGCCUAUGAAGGAGGCGCAUAAUGGGUUUGUGAAGGAGAUUCGGAAGUCCUGGACUGGCUAUCCUUACAUCGUUGGAACUGAGGGCAUAGUUUCCGCUGCUGGAGGAACAUACAUGCCUACAUUUGUUGUGACUCUACGAGUUCUCCGACGAACCGGUUGCCAGUUACCAGUUGAGCUCUUUGUCAAAAACUCAACCGAGUACGAGCCAUAUAUCUGCGAAACCGUUCUCCCAGCCCUCAAUGCAAAAUGCAUCGUUCUCUCAGAAACCAUGACCCUAAGCCCCGAUCCCACAAAAAACACAACAGUUACGAUCGAGCACUUCCAAAUCAAAUCCUUCGCCCUCCUGUUUUCCUCUUUCGACAACACCAUUUGGCUCGACGCAGAUAACCUCCCCCUCCACAACCCAACACCCCUCCUAUCCUCCAAACCAUUCACAUCAACAGGCCUCCUCACCUGGCCCGACUUCUGGGCCUCCACAAUAUCCCCGACAUACUUCAACAUCUCGCAACAACCAGACUUCCCAACAAAUGCCCGUGCAUCAACAGAAGCAGGCAUGCUACUUGUCUCUAAAAGAACCCAUUUCUCAACCCUCCUCCUAGCGACAUACUACAACUACUAUGGCCCCUCCCACUACUACACCCUCCUCAGCCAAGGCGCCCCCGGCGAAGGCGACAAAGACACCUUCCUCCCAGCAGCUUCUGCCCUCGGCAAUCCAUUCCACGCAGUCAGCGAGCCAGUGGCCGAUCUCGGCCGUCCGCAUCAUCCUAACGAUGAAGAUGCAGAUGAUGAUAUAGUUGGUUCGGCGAUGCUGCAGGCUGAUCCGAUUGAGGAUUAUGAGCUUACUAGGCGUGGAAUAUGGAGAGUGAAGGGUGAUUCUGUUGCUGAGCCGCCGAGGGGCUUUUUUGUGCAUGCGUAUAACCCCGAGUUUAAUCCUGGGGUAGAGCUUUUGGGAGAGAAGACGCAUGAUAGGGAUGGGAAUGCGACGAGGGUUUAUACGGGGCCGAAGAGGGCGUUGAGGAGAAUUGGGUAUGAUGCCGAGAGGGGCUUCUGGGAGGAAGUUAGGAAGGUGACUUGUGGGUUGGAGGGAGUGUUUGAGUCGUGGAAGAAUAAGGAGAGUUUGUGCGAGGGGGUUAAGAGACAUUGGGAGGAUGUUUUUGAGAGUCCGGAUGCUGAGGUGUUGGAGUUUAUGAGAUGA